AUGAACGAGGUGAUAUCUAUAUCGGCAUCUCAUCAUGCCAAUCAUGUCCUUGCCAGCUUGUACAACAACCAGGAAUCGCAUCUUCCAUACUCGCCCAAAGCUCCAAUAAACCAUUGGAAUCAAGUUUUCUUGAAUGCUAACAAAUUACCAAAUGGGAGAACAAACUAUUCUCCCAGAGUUAUAAUAUAUGAAUUGACGGGUGGAUUAGGGUCAUAUUCGCCAUUCAAGUACUUUGAGAAUGCUGCAGAUAUAAGUGGGCCCACGGUUAUUGAAACUGGUAUUAAAGUACCAAAGAAUGAUUAUCAGAAACAAUUAGAUAAUGGAAAACCAACAGACCCAACAACUUUGACAGAUAAAACUGUGCAUUAUUGGUCUGAUUACAAUAAAAUGAUAUACAAACCAACUUCUUUGGUAACUUUGUCAAAUUGGAAUCAUGAGGUAAACGGGAAAGGUCAUCAUAGACUAUUCCCUAAUAUCGAGUUUAACUAUUUCCACCAGGGGGUUGAGGAAUAUAAGGAAGUACAAGAUGAUACUAUUGAAGAGUUUAGGAAAAACUUAGAGAAUUGCGACUUGGUGCAAGGUUGUAAUUUUUUAAGUGAUAUUGAUUCAUCGUGGGGUGGGUUUACUAAUUCUUUAAUAACCGAUAUUAAAGAUGAAUUUUUCAAUAAUGGUAUCAAUAACAAGUACAACUUAUGGGCAUAUACUUUUUCAGGAAAAACGCCAACUAAGUUACUCCCCACCCUUAAUAAAAUAAAAUCUUUAGUUGAAUUUUCCAAAAAUUCGUCUUUGGUGUUACCAUUAUCACUUGAUACUUCAUCUCUGUUGUUGAAUUCUGAUUUCAAUCCCGAUAAUGAAUUAUUACGUGGUUAUAAUGAUCGUAAUAUUGUUAAUGAAAUCAACAUACAUCAACUUCCAACCCAAGAUGAUCACAUGUCAUACACAUUACAAUCUGUCAAUAUAAUGGACUAUUAUAAUUCUGUCCCGUCGAUUACUUCACCUCCCACCAAACCAGGUAUAAUUAAUUUGGGAUUGAAUAAAAAAACUAAUGAAAAAUCAAUAAGUAAAUCUUUUAUUGUACCAGAUAAUUCAUCAUUAGAAUUGGAAUCAUCUUUAACAACACAUGUAUAUACUAACCCUGCAUUGAAUGAUAUAACGAAAGUUGAUACAUUCCCUUCAAUACUUGAGCUGAAACAAGUUUAUAUUGAAAUGAAUCAAAGUUCAGCAUUGAAAAAUGAUUUUAAAGAAUACAGAAAGAUAAUAAGUAGGGUUAGACCAGGGUCGGGAGACGUUGCCCAAGAGAUUAUCGAAGAUAAACAAGAAUUAAUGGAAGAUUUGAGUAAUAUAAUUGAGGAAUAUAUUAUAGGAUAUGAAGAUGAAAGUGACGAAGAGUUUGAUUAA
Molecule: messenger RNA, 1398 nt
Organism: Hyphopichia burtonii NRRL Y-1933
Lineage: Eukaryota; Fungi; Ascomycota; Pichiomycetes; Serinales; Debaryomycetaceae
Exons: 2
Coding region: 1-1398 (465 amino acids)
Biological process (GO): mitochondrion distribution
Cellular component (GO): cytoplasm
Source: RefSeq, a predicted model, not a curated record